Messenger RNA from Phytophthora sojae, 255 nucleotides. RefSeq lists its product as hypothetical. The record is from RefSeq and is a predicted model, not a curated record. Lineage: Eukaryota; Oomycota; Peronosporomycetes; Peronosporales; Peronosporaceae. The transcript has a single exon. The annotation marks the transcript as partial.
CCUGCAGCAAAUUACUACGCACAAACGGCAGUGCCUUUCACCAAAUUGCUCGGGACUGUGACGAAUAUUCUGGUGUUUACAGUGGUCGAACUCGUGGGCUUUAUGGGUCUUCUUGUCGUUUUGCGUAAAAAGUUUGGGGUCUCACCACUGUACCAACUCGCGUUUGUCUUGGAGACGCAUGUUCCAACUGUACAAGGACACUUGUUGGUGUGGACGGUUUCCAUUCUACGAAUGGCGCUUAAGCAUCAAGGUAAG